Molecule: messenger RNA, 1469 nt
Organism: Apus apus (common swift)
Lineage: Eukaryota; Metazoa; Chordata; Aves; Apodiformes; Apodidae
Gene: SPATA22
Product: spermatogenesis associated 22
Exons: 9
Coding region: 211-1302 (363 amino acids)
Biological process (GO): gamete generation; meiotic DNA repair synthesis; homologous chromosome pairing at meiosis
Source: RefSeq, a predicted model, not a curated record
UCCACCCGCCGCUGGGGUUUGGUUGCUCCGAGAGAGGACAGAACGCAAAGCUGUCAAGGUUAUGGGGUUUUGUUUUACAAGCGUGUCACUUGCUGAGGGCCGUUAGGCUUCCUAGGUUAAGCAGCGGUGAACUAGAAGCUGCUGUGGUGUUGAGGCACAGGACAUUUGGAGUAAUCAAUAAAUUUUAGCCAAUUAAGAUUCAGCAAAGAAAUGAAAAGGAGCCUCGCUGACACUUCGACUCGCACCACAGCAGGUUGCCUUCCUGUACCUCUGUUCAACCAGAAGAAAAGAAAUAGGCAGCCCCUUACUUCAAAUCCACUUAAAAAUGAGCCAGGUACCAGUUCUGGGACUCGUACUUACGAAUUUUCUCCCACAUCAUUAGGCUGGGGAGCUGCAAACCCUGAUGUGGAUGAACUACAGGAAGCAGCCAACAACAGCCAAACAGAUCAGAUGGCUCCUUCCUUUAUGAAGCCACCAAAUGCAUCAAAGUCUAAUUUAGCAAAUGCUGGAAAAAACUUGUCUGCCUUCAGGGCAGAAGAGAAGACUCCCAGUACUAACAUUUGGAACAGAAAUGAGUAUAAUCCUUUAAGAAACACAACAGGUUCAAGAUCUGAUAGUGGCAUUGUUCGAAAGUUUGAGAGCUCUUCAAAUACUUUGAAAACUCACCAGCUGCAAAAAAACCCUGAUAAUUUUAAUUCAUCUCAGCAUAUCAAAACAGAAACCAGGCAAACUUACAUAUCUAAAGGGCAAUGGCCAGUAAAACCUAACACUGCUUCAAAAAGUCUGCAGGAUCAUAGUCUGGCAUUCAAGUUUACUCACAAUAUUCAGCAAAAUAAAAUGAAUGAAAACCAGUUUGAUUGUGUGCCAGCAGACAAAAGUCAGGAAGUUUCAUCACCUCAAUUAAAAAUUAAAGAGAAAAAGAAUUCUUUGCGAAUCGUAUCUGCAGUCAUUGAAAGCAUGAAGCACUGGAGUCAAUAUGCUUAUAAAACUCCACUCUUAUUUGAAGUUUUAGGCACACUUGAUUCUGCAGUCACAACGGGAGCAUACGGGGCAAAGAAUUUUCUACUGAGAGAUGGAAAGGAGAGUCUGCCUUGUGUAUUUUAUGAAAUUGACCGGGAGCUUCCAAGACUAAUUAGAGGUCGAGUGCACAGGUGCAUGGGCAACUAUGACAUAAAAAAGAGCCUUUUCAAGUGCUUCUCUGUAAGACCAGCAACUAUGCAAGAAAAAAACACUUUCCAAGAUUUUGUUAAAAUUUCUGAUGUUGAGAUGACAGCAUAUGUAAAAACACUGAAUGAAAUUUAAAAGUCACAACAAUUGUCCAAAACUGAUUUUCACCAAUCCUUACCCAUAAAGGCUGGGCAUCCUGAGGCAUUUAACAAAACUAAUACUGAAAAGCUAAUUGAAAUAAUUGAAAAUAUCACUAUGCUGUGUUAUCCAACAAAUGUGAGCAACGAUGUUUUGUUUCUACU